Messenger RNA from Eublepharis macularius, 2770 nucleotides. RefSeq names its product dual specificity testis-specific protein kinase 2-like. Bases 146 to 1099 code for a protein of 317 amino acids. Lineage: Eukaryota; Metazoa; Chordata; Lepidosauria; Squamata; Eublepharidae. The transcript has 9 exons. Gene Ontology annotation, cellular component: nucleus; cytoplasm. Gene Ontology annotation, molecular function: ATP binding; protein serine/threonine kinase activity. Gene Ontology annotation, biological process: actin cytoskeleton organization; protein phosphorylation. The record is from RefSeq and is a predicted model, not a curated record.
CCGGCAGCGGCUGCUGCGCCUUUACGCACGGCUCCUCCUGGCCGGAAAGAGGCAGCGCUGAGCUCAGCCGCAAGGAAGGGAAGACGGCGGGCGGCAGGCAGGAGCCGAUCCAUCCUCCGGGAGUCCAGCAGUGCCUGUCUCUACAAUGUGUGAGAUGGGGCUGGCCUCCCCGGAGCUGUCCAGUCUCUCACCAUACUGUGGGGAGACCCCCGACGCGUACUGCCACGAUGACCGCUGGCAGAGGCUGCGCACAGCUGUCAGGAAGCUGGAAUUCUGGGAAAACUUUGAUGUUGAAUUGAUAGGCAGUGGGUUUUUUUCGAAAGUGUACAAGGUCACCCAGAGUGCCAGUGGCAAAGUGAUGGUGGUGAAGAUCUACAAGAAUGACGUGGACCAGGAGGUGAUUGUGCGCGAGAUCAGCUUGCUACAGAAGCUCUCCCAUCCCAACAUUGUCAGGUAUCUUGGCAUCUGUGUGAAGGAUGAUAAGUUGUACCCUAUUCUGGAGUAUGUGAAUGGAGGAGUCCUGGAAGAGCUUUUGGCUUGCAAGGAUAUCUCUCUCAGCUGGAAGGAGAAAGUGGACCUGGCUUCAGACAUCACCAGAGGGAUGGUUUACUUGCACUCCAAGAAUAUUUACCACAGAGACCUCAACUCCAAGAACUGCCUCAUUCGGGUGACCCAACGGGGUCGGGAGGCCCUGGUGGCAGAUUUUGGCCUAGCCAAAGAAGUGGUGGAGCUUUCUGCAAAGGCCCCUGAGAGGAAACUUUCUCUUGUGGGUUCAGCUUUCUGGAUGGCCCCUGAGAUGUUGCGUGGGGAGCCUUAUGACAGGAAGGUGGAUGUUUUCUCCUUUGGUAUUGUCCUGUGCGAGAUACUGGGCAGGAUCCCUGCGGAUCCAGAAGUGCUGCCUCGAACCCAGGAUUAUGGGCUGGAUGUAGCUGCCUUCCAGGAAAUGAUUGGUGGAUGCCCAAAACACGUUUUGGAGUUGGCUGCCAGCUGCUGUAAACUGGAAGCAUUCAAACGGCCUUCGUUUACCGAGCUCCUAGAGCAACUGGAAGAUGCUGCAGAGAGGCUGGAAUCUGUGACGGACCAUCAGUCCCCAGGGUGAAGCUUCUCCGUGGAACCCGGACUGUAAAUUACAUGUAAAUCUGGAAAAACAAGGGGGUGUGAUAAUGGGGGGAAAGCUUUUAAGGGUGCCUUGCCCUGCUCCCCCUCUCGGGCAGACCUAUGGCUUGUACAGCAGAAGAGGAACCAUCUGCACCCCACCUCUGUGCCCGCAGCCUGGCCAGCCCACCUUAAUGUGAUAUGUUUCAGAUGGCCCAAAGGUCAUCCAGUCAUGGUCCCCCACAGAUCAAGCCUAGACCACAAGGAGAGAAUGAGCGAACCCUGGACAACCAUUUCUUCACCCUGGGUAUAAUUAAUGGUUGACAUUCCAUGCCAUCGUGGGGAAGAGGUGCCACAACUUUAGGUGUCUUUGUUAAAAGAAUUAGGCCACUCCAUGGGAGAGCUCUGUCACUGGCUGUUGGCCUCCCUGUUCAGAUGCACUGAACCUCUGAAGACAAACAGCAGGAAAGCGAUGCCACCAUCAUGCCCUGCUUAUGAGAUUCCUAAAGGCUUCUGACUGAGGAUUGUUGGAAUCAUAGUGCUGAGCUACAAGAGCAUUUUGAUCUGACCUAGCAGGGCGAUUCCUAUAUCCAGCCCUGAGAUCACCCAGACCCUAUGCAGUUCUUUGUUGCUUCUAUAGCUGAAUCUAGACCUUAUGGGAGAUGGUGACUGCCACCCAAAGCAGCAGCCCUGAGUCUCCCAUUCCCCCUGGAAAUGACGAGUAACAGCAAAUACAUAACAUAACAUCAGGCUGCAACUUACUCCAUUUCCCAGUUCUCUGCUUGGCAGAGUUAGGAACCGUGUAGUAUGGUGAGAUCACACUGCAGGUUAUUAUUACUGGGUGUUCCCAGAGGGGAAGCACAUUGCUGCCGGGGGUUUUUUGGUAGCCAUGUAUCUCUUAUGAACUUAAUUGCUCCAUAAGCCAUCCCCAGCAUUUGAAUGUGCAUCCCUUCAGUUCUUUAAGAGAACUGUGUAGGGUAGUGGCCCCAAAUAUAGAAUUCCUGGGCACCGUGGCAUCCACUCUGCUGGAGCAGGAGGUGCUUCAGAAAAACCUGGGAGGCAUCGCCUUGUGACUGCAGAGAGCUCCCAUUCAGAAACAGCAGGCUCCAUCACAGAAGCAUGCCUGGCUUGGAACCUCCCAACACUGGGCGACUGGUUGCAGUGCCCCAUGACAGUGGUUCUAGAAUUCCCUCCAUGGCAACCAUACUGUAGUGGCACUUAGUCCCCCCUCAAAAUUCCAAACAUGCCCUCAGGCUCAAGAAGAUCGGGGACCCUGUCGCAAGGCAGACCUCUCCCGCUUCCUGGUGCACGCGUUAGUGCUGACCCCACUAUAUGGAUAUCUCUCCAGACAGCUGCUGAAGUUCAUGCAAGUCUCAAAAGUGGCCUUCAGAGAGAAGAGGAGGGUGAACAGUCAAGGGGUGAAGUUGUACAUCCAGUUUGGGCCUCAGGCAUUACAUUUUCCAGCUUAACAAUAUAAAGAGGGGUGGGGUGUUUCGGGAUUAUUUUUAGGGGUGUGCUUGUGAAACGGUUGACUUCCAUUAUCUUUCAAGAUCCGUCUGCAGAGUAGCACCCCUACUUGCAGCAGUUGCCGUGACCUGCAGUGGUUUCCACCCCCAGCACUUGAACCUUCUCUGGUCUCCCUCUGUAUAAAUCAAUAAAUGGUCAGUUAACUUUU